Molecule: messenger RNA, 1201 nt
Organism: Linum tenue
Lineage: Eukaryota; Viridiplantae; Streptophyta; Magnoliopsida; Malpighiales; Linaceae
Source: the annotation of a GenBank genome assembly
CUCAGCAAGCAACCUGUUUCAUUCAUUCAUCAUCAAAGCAAGCGAGCAGUUAGUCUCCUUCAAAGUCUUCACUCUCACAUAGAUUAUUAUUAUUAGCACUCUCUUAUUCCUUCCACUAUAUAAAUAAACCCCAGCCCUCGAUCUCCCUCGUGUUUCCUUCCACAAAUCAGCUUCCCAGAAACCAAACACACUCUCUCUCUUAACUCCUUACUGGGUUUCAACCAACAGCUACACCAUCAUCGGAUCAGAUAUGUCUCUCAUCUCACAACUCUACCCCACCGCUGCCGCCGCCGCCGCCGCCGUCGACUCCUCACAACUCCUCCCCCAACAAGGCUCCUCGUCAUCCCUUCCCCGACACCAGGAGAAAGUGAAACCAGCGCCGCGGCGAAGGAGAAAGAAGAACAAAGAUGGGUCGGGUUCGUCGUCGGCUAGCGGGUGGCCGAAGAAGAGGAAGCUGAGCGACGAGCAGGUGACGAUGCUGGAGCUGAGCUUCGGCAACGAGCACAAGCUGGAGUCCGACCGCAAGGACAGGCUGGCGGCGGAGCUGGGGCUGGACCCGCGCCAGGUGGCGGUCUGGUUCCAGAACCGGCGGGCCCGAUGGAAGAACAAGAAGCUGGAGGAGGAAUACUCCAAGCUCAAAGCCGCUCACGACCGCAACGUUCUUGAUAAAUGCCGCCUUGAGUCCGAGGUAGUUUUGAAGCUGAAAGUGCAACUAUCGGAGGCCGAGAAGGAGGUCCAGCGGCUGUCGGACGUGGCGGCGGGCAGCAACAGUCCAAGCUCGUCGAUGACCAUGGAAGCCAAGGAAUAUCCGCCGUCGUCGGCGCCGGCAUUUUUUGAAGAUGGGGGAGCAUUUGGAGUUGUUGAGAGCUAUGAAGAUGUGUUCUACAACAUGGCGCCGGAGGCGACUUACGUUGUCAACGGGAUGGAAUGGAUGUACAUGUGAAAUUAUAUUAAUACGAUCUCAUCAGGAAAAAAAAAACCCCGAGAUUGAUUAUUAACGUAAUUAACUAUCAUUAGUAAUUAGUGUUAAUUAAAUGUUUCUAGGAUCUAUAUAUAUCAUUGUAUAUAUAGCUAAGUUAGCUACCAACCAAGUACUGAUCAUGAUGUAGAUGCUCUCUCUCUCUCUCUCUCUCUAUCAUGUAAGUGUUCUCUAUCUCUCUCUCUCUCUCUCUCUCUCUCUCUCUCUCUCCUCGAUCGUACU